AUAGGUGAAAAUUUUCAUUUCAAGAGAGAGAUCAAAAGAUGGGAUUUUGGAAGUGGAGCUCCUUCCGGGGAGGAGGAGAAGGUCCUUCUUCUGGCUUCGGGUCCUCCUCCACCGCGGAGGUCACCCAAGGCAUCCACGCCGGCCAUCUCACAGCCAUAGUCACGGGGGCAACCAGUGGGAUUAGGAAGGAGACUGUGAGAGUUCUGGCGCUGAGGGGCACCACUGUCGUCAUUCCAUGCCGGACACUGAAGAGUGGCAGGAAGGUGAAAGAAAGCAUUUUGGAGCAAAACCCCGAUGCCAAUAUUGAUAUCGUGGAGAUGGAUCUGAGCUCACUUGAUUCGGUUGAGACUUUUGCUCGCGCUUUUAAUUCGUCAUAUCAGCACCUAAACAUCCUCAUUAAUAAUGCAGGAUUAUGGCUUGUCCUUUCCAGCUAUCCAAAGAUGGAGUAGAGCUGCAGUUCGCUACGAAUCACCUUGGUAUGCACCUUUUGGGGCAUAUUCUCAUUCAAAGUUAGGAAACAUAUGGCAUGCGAACGAGCUAUCUCCGUGUUUACAGGUACAAAUGUCUUCACCAUAGUGGUGUUUAGAGAGUUGAUAUUGAAUUGAAGAAAUUAAAAGCAUGAAAUAUCUGUUGAUCCUGUGAAGCCCAUUGGGAGGCUGAUAAUGUUAAUAAUGUGUUGAAGAAAAUAUAGCUAUUGCAUAUUCAAUCGGAAACAAAGUUUCUUGAUUAUUGCUUUAAGCUAACCUUGGUAGAAGUUAUAUCAGCACAU
Elaeis guineensis (African oil palm) is the source of this 769-nucleotide messenger RNA. The record is from RefSeq and is a predicted model, not a curated record. NCBI's taxonomy places the organism in Eukaryota, Viridiplantae, Streptophyta, Magnoliopsida, Arecales, Arecaceae.